AUGAUUCCUGCAUUACGUUCGAUCGAUAAACUUCUUAAUCAAUUUGAUGAAUUAUCAAAAUAUCAUAAAAAUUUUUUAUCGAAUUUUGAUAAAAAUUUUUCUGAUAUAGAAAAUCCAUUACGAGAUAUAGCUCGUUCCGAAGAAGAACAACAAAGAACAACUUCAAAGAUUUUAUUAGUACUUAAUGAAAAUGAUAAUCAAAUAGAAUCUAUUAAAACAAUAGAAGAUUUUCAUCGAACUAUUAAUAAAAAUCGAUAUCUUCAUCGACCACCAAUUUAUUCUUCAAAUGAUAAUUCAUUAUGUAAUUAUAUUCCAUCAAGAACGUCAUCAAUAAUCACUGAAUCGACUUCAUUUUCACAAACAUUACCAACAAAUAUUAAAACAAUAACUCCUCAAUUAAUUGUACCAACAUCAAAUAAAAUUAUCAAUGAAACAAAAGUUCAUUUACAAACAAAAAUUAAAUCAAAAAUUGUACAACUAAAUUCAUCUAGUCCACAACAAUAUACACAUAAUAAAGUUACAACAUUUAGUAUGGAAACUGUUAAUCGUCUUUCAAAACCGAAAACAUAUCAUCAAUUAACAGAUGAAAAAUCAACAAUAAAACAUGUUGAACGACGAUCAAAAUCUUAUGAAAAUAUUAAACAAGAAAAAUUUGAAUGUUCUACAUCAAUAUCUGUUUCACUACCACCUAUUAAACGAAUAAAAACAACAAACAUUAAACCAACUUCUAAAAGACUUGCAGCAGAAAAUAAUAUUCUAAUACAAAUACAAAAACGAGCACUUAUUAAUAAUUCUUCUCAUCCACUUGCUUUUGUUAAUCCAGUAUCAACUAUAAAUCUUUCAUUGCCAAACAAUUUACAACAACAAAAAUCACCUCGUUUUGCCAUUUUACCUCGAAUUGUUACUACUAACAAAAGGUCAAUGAUACAUUUGAAAGCAUAA
This is a messenger RNA of Rotaria sp. Silwood2, 942 nucleotides long. The record is from the annotation of a GenBank genome assembly. Lineage: Eukaryota; Metazoa; Rotifera; Eurotatoria; Philodinida; Philodinidae.